Molecule: messenger RNA, 3271 nt
Organism: Cicer arietinum (chickpea)
Lineage: Eukaryota; Viridiplantae; Streptophyta; Magnoliopsida; Fabales; Fabaceae
Product: protein LlR18B-like
Biological process (GO): abscisic acid-activated signaling pathway
Cellular component (GO): cytoplasm; nucleus
Molecular function (GO): abscisic acid binding; signaling receptor activity; protein phosphatase inhibitor activity
Source: RefSeq, a predicted model, not a curated record
CGUAAACUCAACUCAAAGAUAUCCAGUUUGCUAUUUUCUUUUUUUGUUUAUCAUUUCAUUUAAAUCUAUAGUUACUGAAUUCUUCACUUUUGAUACCUAUUUUUCAACUUGUAUCUCAAUUGGGAUACCUAUCUGAAUUAGGAUAAUUAUCAACAGAGUUAAGGGACUACUCAAAUUAUUAACAUGAAGUUUUAAGUUUAUUCGUAAGAACUACGGUUUAUAAUGGAGCAUCAAUUAUAUUUUAGAGCAAUCUACUUUUAAAGCGGUAGUUAAUUAUGAGGUCCGUGUCAAGGUAGCCCUAACAAAUACAUCAAUUUUAGAGAAAUGUUAGGUCUGAAGGAUACUUGUGGCUUCUAUUAAUGGCUGGAUUUGAGUUCUGUUGUUUGUGUUCAUUAUUUUUUUUUUUUUUAUGGCUUGAUUAUCAUUAGCAUGUAAGUUUGUGGCACUAUAAGAUUGUGUCUGAGUUGCUUUGUUAAUCGUACUAAUUGCACAAUCUUUAUUUUGAAAUUGAACUUAUUUUGAAUGUAUCAGAAGAAGUUGGCACUCUUCAUGCUGCAUAUUAAUUUGAAUGUGUUAGUUUGCAUUAGGUGUUGACACUAAUCACAUAUUUGUAGAAAGAGGUGGCAAUGCAUAUUAGGUGUUUUAUUAAUUUUUUUUAUUUUAUUUUAUAGGAAGACUUAAACAAGUAUAGUAAUGGGGUUGAAACAUCUCAAUAAACCUAAAAUAUACAAGGUUCUAUGUCUUAGGAGGAUGAUAUAUUUUAUCAAGUACAAGAACCUAAUAAAAAAGGAUGUAUGCCAUGUAUGGACAAGAUUUAUAAAUCUAAAAAAUCAAAAGUUUAUGCGUCUGAAAAUGAAGAGUUGUGUGAAAGAGUUAAAAAAAUAUGGAAAACUUGUUAGCAAAUGUGAUUGACUUUAUGAAAAUGUCAUUUUUUCAUCACAAUUCUCUAAAACUAUUCAACUGUGUGUCAUCUUUCUGCUCUACCGCUUUCAAACAUUUUUCAAACUCUUAAUCAUUGUAAUGCGUGAAUCCUCCUCAUAAGAUUAGACCCUUUAUUUAUGUUUAUUAGUACAUUGAUUACUUUCAAUUAAAUCAUCUUUUAAAUUGUUACCGGUGUUGACGUGUAAAUGUAAAUGUGUCCGAUGUCUGUUUGGAAAUUUCUUGGACACAUUGGUUUUUGUUUGUUUGUUGUGAUUAAUUGAUUAUUGUUUUUGAUAGUUUCUGUUGGGGUGGGGACAGGGAAGGGAGAAUAUAAUUCACCCCUGAUCUGCUCCAUUGCCAUGCCUACAUUGAUGAACCCUAAUUUGUUUCGCACCAAGGAAUAAUAUCCCAAUUUGAAUGGAAAGAAAAACUUAACGCAGUUUUCGACUUUCCACCGUCAUUUUUGUUUUUGCACCACGUUCAUGACUUCUUUCCCAAUUUAUAAAACCAAUUUUAAAAUUUAUCUCAACAAUGCUUGCAGGAUGGCGAACAAUGGGGAAGAUUUCUCCCAAUUCGGCAUUUCAAAGGAGGAAAAGGAUAAGCUUGUUGGAGAAGUAAUCCGCUACAUGCUUUUCAAAACCCAUCAAAAUUCUGGGUGCCCAAUUAAGAGAGAUGAACUAACUCAGCUCAUUACAAAGAAUUAUCAUCAGCGUAACCUUCCUAGUUUUGUCAUCAAUGAGGCUAAGGGCAAGCUUUCUACUGUGUUUGGCUAUGAAAUGAGAGAACUUUCAAGGUCUCUCCCAUCAUCCAAAUCUCAGACACGCGCUUCGCAACAAAGUGAGUGUUCCUCUUACACUAUGUUGAUUCAAGUUUUAUGAAUGCUUUACUAUUAGGUCAUUGCUUGAGCAUUAUGAGUUCUAUUCUAUGAACAAUUGAUAAGCUUUGUGAUUUAACUUCUCAGGUAAUGUAAAGCUUCUUUAAAACUAAUAACUUGUGAGAAGUAAUACAAAAAUCUGGAGCCGAUACUUCAUAGUCGUGUACAAAUUCUUUUACCAUUUUAUCUAUAACCAAAUAAAUAAAUAAACAUAUGAUGCUUUUACGCUAUAUUUUGGUGGACACUUCACACUAACAUUUCAAAAAUUGAAUAAAUUUGUAUUUCAUCUUUAAAUAAGAUGUGUGUAUAUAUAUAUAUAUACUUGACAAAAAUCAAAUGAACAAAGAAUAAUUAAUUAAACAUAGACUUGUGGAUUCUCCAUCAAGUAGGCUUCCACAACUUUGCAUAUUCCAAUAGAGCUUUCUCUUCCUUCUUUUAUUUCUUCCUCUUUGACUUCAAACUCCCCAAUAGCAUUGUAUUUGCUAAUCAUUUUACAAAGACAACCUCCAUCACUAAUAGCUUCAAACUUAACCUCAUAAGCAAUUGACUCAAACUUGUCACCUAAUGGAUCUCCUUCAAUCAUAGUGUAAUUGCAAACCAAGUUAUCAUUAUCAAUCAUAUCAAUUCUGUUUUUCAAAUAUUUGAAAGGACUAGCUGCAUAAAUAAAAAUGAAACAUACAAGUAGGAAGUUAUUCAACUAGAAAAGAAAAAAAUAAUAAUUUAACUCCCCUUGAAAGAUUUUUUUUUUUACUAAUUAUUAACUUUUUAUAUUAAAUUAAUUCAUCUUUAUAAAGAUGAAUUCGGCUUAAUAUAAAGAAACUUAAUAUAGUAUUAAAAAUUAUUUAUUUAUUGGGUCACACAUUAUUUAUAUUCGCGCAUUAAACUUAGUAAUAGAAUUUGGAUUUUUCCUGAUACUAACCUUUGGCAAAGUUAACUUGGUCGAUGGUUCCAGGUUCUCCGUUUCCUUGAAUUAAAUUGACAUCUUUUAUAAAUUGAGGUAAGAGUUUUGGAAGCAAAUUGCUAGAGUCAGUAAUUAAAGCCUUGAACAUGCGUGAUGGGGCAAUAGGGGAAGAAUAAUCAUGUGUGAAGGUUGUGACUCCCAUGAUCAGUGAGGUGUGUAAAUAGAUAUUAAAGAAACUUCAGAAAAUUAAUCAAAUUUGUGAAUAUUGUUGGAUAUAUUCUAAGGGAGAGUUUUUUGGUCUUUUAUAGUCAAUAUGUGAUGUAGUUUUUUGGUCUUGAAGCAUGGUGUGAAUUAAAUAAAUGUAAAAAAAAUAAAACUUUCACCAAGUUUUGGACCAAAAUUAUGUUUGAGGGACCAAAAUUGGGGAGAAAUAAAUGGGGGGACUACUUUCACGAUUCAGCUAAAAUAUAGGAACUAAAACUGCAAUUAAGCCUAAAUUAAAAGGUUGUCUUGGUUUGUGUACUACAAUAGGGUUUUAUGUUGAAUAAAAUACAGUUUGUGUUAUUCCUCUAUCA